Messenger RNA from Brugia pahangi, 1242 nucleotides. Lineage: Eukaryota; Metazoa; Nematoda; Chromadorea; Rhabditida; Onchocercidae. The record is from the annotation of a GenBank genome assembly.
AUGAUUUGGCUACCUGAUAUUGUUCUUUACAACAACGCAGAUGGUAAUUACCAAGUGUCAAUAAUGACAAAGGCAAAAUUGUCACCCAAUGGUACUGUCGAAUGGUCACCUCCUGCCAUUUACAAAAGCAUGUGUCAAAUAGAUGUGGAAUGGUUUCCUUUCGACAUACAAACAUGUGAAAUGAAAUUUGGUUCUUGGACUUAUGGUGGCUUAGAAGUUGAUUUGCAACAUAAAGAUUCACAUAUUGAAAGAGCGGAAACAGAAACAUUGCUUGGCUUUGAUGGUCAUUAUGACGAAACUGUUUGGAUUGUUGAUGAAGGAAUUGACUUAAGUGAUUAUUAUCCAAGUGUUGAAUGGGAUAUACUUGGCGUGCCGGGCAAACGCCAUUUAAAAAGAUAUCCAUGCUGUGAAUCACCUUUCAUUGAUCUGACAUAUGAGAUACGCUUGCGACGCAAGACGCUGUUUUACAUCGUCUACUUGAUCUUCCCAAUCGUUAGCAUUAAUUUUUUAACAGUGCUAGUGUUCUACUUGCCUUCAGAUGGCGGUGAAAAAAUAUCACUUUGCCUCAAUAUACUCAUUUCACUCACUAUAUUUUUCUUAUUGCUUGUGGAAAUAAUACCAUCAACUUCACUUGUUAUACCUCUUAUUGGUAAAUAUCUAUUAUUUACAAUGGUGUUGGUUACUUUAUCUGUUAUUGUAACAGUUAUAACACUGAAUGUGCACUUCCGAUCUCCCUCUACUCAUACAAUGCCAGAGUGGACUAAACGAAUUUUUAUCGAAUUUUUACCCAAAUAUCUUUUAAUGAGACGACCAUCAUCAAUAAAAAUCAUCAGAAACAGCUAUACUAACACGUUCACUAUUCCCAAACGCCACGACAGAAAACUGUUGAACUUCAGUCGACCACGUGACCACACAGUUUCCGCUUUAUUUGAUCAGAUGGAUUUCUUAUCUCCGGCUUAUCGAUCAUCAUUUUGUACAAUGAGAAGUCAUGACGGUAGCAGUUUCGCAAGCUUCCAAAAAGAAGUUACACCAGUGAUGAGCGCCGUUGAUAGUGUCACAUUUAUUGCCAGUCAUAUGAAGGAUGAUAAAAAUGGCCAACAGAUAAUCGAGGACUGGAAAUAUAUAUCCGUCGUGAUGGAUCGAUUGUUCCUCAUACUAUUUACAACAGCUUGUAUGAUCGGCAGCAUUCUCAUCAUACUACGGGCCCCAACCCUUUAUGACACAACUAUUGCAUUGGCAUAA